Messenger RNA from Salmo salar (Atlantic salmon), 1813 nucleotides. Its product is annotated as zinc finger protein Gfi-1b. NCBI's taxonomy places the organism in Eukaryota, Metazoa, Chordata, Actinopteri, Salmoniformes, Salmonidae. Gene Ontology annotation, molecular function: RNA polymerase II cis-regulatory region sequence-specific DNA binding; DNA-binding transcription factor activity, RNA polymerase II-specific. Gene Ontology annotation, cellular component: nucleus. Gene Ontology annotation, biological process: regulation of transcription by RNA polymerase II. The record is from RefSeq and is a predicted model, not a curated record.
UCAUUGGUUGAAACCACAGUCAGAUUCCAACACAACACUAUCUGAUUGAAAAUCAGGGAGGGGAGCAAAAGAAAACAGCAAAAAGUGCGAUGUCUUACAGUGGUUUGGAUUCUGAGUUUUGCGAAAGGAUUUUCGGAAAUAUUUUUAUUUCGGCUGAUUGGAUAUUGUUUUAAUAAGUAAGCAAGCCAUUGCCAAUAUACAGUAAUACGACCACUAUCCUACCUAGCCUACUUGUUAUAAACUAACGCGUCGUCAUGCCACGAUCUUUUUUGGUGAAAAACAAGAGGUGCACAAGGGUCCCUGCAUUUACAGAACCAAAGAGGCCAGAGUCUCCAGUCAGGCCUCAGUCACUGGGUCAGCCCACUCAUCCUGACCCCUAUUCUUACAUGAAAAAUGAACAGGAGCCUGAACGGCCAGUCCCCUUUCACCCUGACCCAACAGGACACUCUGUUACCCCUGCUCUACCACCAUACUACUUAUCAGAGGCUAACAUGGCAGAGCUCCCUGCAUACUACAAGCCCUCCUACACCUGGGACUCUGUACCUGUGCCCUAUGACCUUUGUCCGAUGGGCUUCCCCCCCUCCCUCCUGCAGCACUCCAGCAGCCUGUUUCGGGCUAAAGUCAGCCACAGCCCUGAGCCCCAGCAACCUCUGGACUGCAGCACACACUACUACCCCACCUCGGAAACGUAUCACUGCAUCACCUGUGACAAGGUGUUCUCAACCCCUCAUGGUUUGGAGGUACAUGUCAGACGCUCCCACAGUGGGACCAGACCAUUCGGCUGCAGCAUCUGCAGGAAAACCUUUGGCCAUGCUGUCAGUCUGGAGCAACACAUGAACGUUCACUCACAGGAAAGAAGUUUUGAAUGCAAGAUGUGUGGAAAGACAUUCAAGCGCUCCUCCACCCUCUCCACCCAUCUACUCAUCCACUCCGACACCAGGCCCUACCCCUGUCAGUACUGUGGAAAGAGGUUCCACCAGAAGUCGGACAUGAAGAAACACACCUACAUCCACACAGGUGAGAAGCCCCACAAAUGCCAGGUGUGUGGGAAGGCGUUCAGCCAGAGCUCUAACCUCAUCACACACAGUCGUAAACACACAGGCUUCAAGCCCUUCGGCUGUGAGAUCUGUGUCAAGGGCUUCCAACGCAAGGUGGACCUCCGCAGACACCAUGAGAGCCAGCAUGGCCUGAAGUGACGAGGUUGAGAACAAUGGAUAGAGAAGAAGAGGAAAGAGUGCCUUAGCAAAACAACAUAGCAAAGAAAGAGAAAGAAAGACCAAACAUGUCCCUUAGUGGUGAGCAUCAUGGUACAUCAUGACACAAAAUGGCCACUACAGACACAAUAACUUGCUUUACACAUAUCGUAUUGAAUCUUAUCCUGAGAGUGAAAAGGCAUUUUUAAGUCAGUCAGAGCCAGCAGCUAGCCAGCACCUAACCAGCAGAAAUUAUUGUGUUUACUUGAUAGCUACCUACACAAAUAGCUAGCUAGAACAAAGUGUUAAUAAGAUUAAAAUUCAUUAAAAAGAUUUAAGAGCAAUACUUUUCAUAAAGUAUUUGCUAUCACUUAAGGAGGAACAGCCCUUUGGAAUAAAAUCUAUUUCAACUGAUAUGCAUCUUUUGGGUGCAUUAUGAUGUUGUAUACUUAUGACAGAGGCCUUUAAAGUAAAAUGUGAAGAGAGAUAGGUCUCAUGAUUUUGUUGCAUAAUGUAUUUAAGAAAAAGCUUUAUAUGUUCACAAAGAGUGCGUGUGCCAUUCAAACUAUAGUUAUAAAUGAAUCUUAUGUCAAAUAAAAGGAAGCAAUGGUAUGAAUGAA